AUGCUGGACUAUUCACUCCAUCCCAUGAUUCAGUGCCUCUUACUCUGCUUGUGGUUGUUGAACAGUUGGCACCGAGUGGCUGGCUCUAUUGGCGAUGGCAGGCUGAUGUGGCAGAAGCCCAAGCCGAUUCCUAUCAGUCUAGAACAAUCCCUUCUUCAUGAUACUUUUCCACCAGGAUUCCUCUGGGGGUCUGGGACAUCCGCCUUCCAGACUGAAGGAUCCUGGGAUCAGGAUGGAAAGGGUGCAUCCAUCUGGGACCAUUUCACCCAAUCCAAGAUGGACAAUGUGGCCAGCGACAGCUAUACUCACUGGGAAGACGAUGUUCAGGCGCUUGAGUAUCUGGGGGUGAAAUCCUACUCUUUCUCCCUCUCCUGGCCCCGACUGUUCCCAGAUGGGAACGCUAAAAGUCCUCCCAUUGAACCUGCUGUGGAGCACUACAACCGCCUCAUAAAUAGGCUGGUGGAAAAGCAAAUUGAACCCAUCGUUACCAUCCAUCAUUGGGAUCUGCCGCUGGUCCUGCAGGAGACGUAUGGAGGAUGGAAAAACGACACACUUAUCAGAUUGUUUGGGGACUACGCAGCCUUUUGCUUCCGCACAUUUGGGGACCGCGUUAGAUACUGGCUAACAAUGCAUAACCCCUAUCUGGUGGCUGUGCAGGGCUAUGGCAUGGGGGUGCAUGCUCCUGGGGAAACAGGGGGGCUUGCUGCCUCUCUUGUUGUGGCCCACAACUUGAUCAGGGCACAUGCCAAUGCCUGGCACACCUAUGAUAUCCACUACCGCCCAGCGCAGAAGGGUAAAGUGUCCAUUGUUUUGGGUUCCCACUGGGUAGAACCGCAAAAAGGCCAACCCACAGCCACCGAUGUCCAUCUUUGUCAGCAGUCGAUGGAAGCUGUUCUUGGCUGGUUUGCCAAUCCCAUUUUAGGUGAUGGAGAUUAUCCAUCUUCUUUGAAAAUCAAGCACGAUGGCCUCCUGCCUGUGUUCUCUAACGAGGAGAAGCUGUGGGUGAAGAAAACAGCAGACUUCUUUUCUCUGUCCUUUGGGCCAAACAACCUCCGUUUGGGACGCAACCUGCCCCACUUUGGCCAGGCUGUGUCUCCAGAUCUGAGGCGCAUCCUGGGCUGGAUUAAGAUGGAGUAUGGGGACUUGCAAAUUCUUGUGGCUGAGGGUGGAUGGUUCUCUGAAGCUAGUGUGGGAAGAGAAGACACAGUGGCGAUUUACUUGAUGAAAAGAUUUAUCAACAACGUAUUACAAGCUGUCCGGUUGGAUGGGAUUCGGUUGCUAGGCUACACUGCAUGGUCACUGGUAGACGGCUUUGAAUGGAACUACAAUUACUCAGUCCGCCGGGGCCUUUUCUAUGUUGACUUCACUCAUCCUAAUCGAACCAGGACUCCCAAAACCAGUGCACAGUAUUACAGACAGGUUAUUGCUGACAAUGGCUUCCCCCGAGUGGAACCCUCCAGCGAGGUUAAAGGUCAUUUCCCCUGUGAUUUUCAAUGGGGUAUUGCUGACUCCACCUUGCAGGUUCGCUUUCACCCCUUCUCCCCUCAAUUCACAGAUCCCAAUGUGUACAGUUGGAACUGGACAGGCGAUGGAUCAUUGCAUGCAAUCCCAGGAGUAAAGCUUCACGCUAAGCGUUCCCAGUGCACAGACUAUCUGGCCAUCCGGAAUCAUCUUAAACUGUUUGCAUCUACUGGGGCGACGCACUACCGCUUUGCUCUAAACUGGUUUCUGAUAUUACCACAUGGAGACCUUUCUAGUGUGAAUGUGGAGGCACUAAGGUACUACCGGUGUGUCCUCACCGAGCUGAAGAGACUGGACCUUGAGGCUCUUGUUAUCCUCUACUACCCGACGCGCAAAGCUCCACAUCUGGGCUUGCCUGGCAUCCUGCAUGCCUCUGGAGGUUGGCUCAACUACAGCACAGUGGAGGCCUUUCAGGAAUAUGCAUCACUAUGCUACCAAGAGCUAGGCUCCUUGGUCCGUUACUGGAUCACGGUGAAUGAGCCUAACAGACUGACAGACAUUUAUUCCGAUGCGAAUGAGCAACAUCGGGCUGCCCAUAACCUCCUAUUGGCUCACGCAAAAGCCUGGCGACUCCAUGAGCGCAUGUCCUCUCGUCAGCAGGGAGCUAUGGUGUCCCUGGCGCUUCACGCUGACUGGGCUGAACCUGCAAACCCCUUCCUUCUACAGUCGCAUGCAGCGGCGGUAGAGCGAUUCCUUCUUUUUGAACUUGCUCGUUUCCUGGACCCGUUGUUGAGUACUGAUGAUGAGGAGAAGCAGGGCAAAGGAGACUACCCACUUGAAAUGAAGGCUUACCUGAAAGAGAGAGCCCGACUUAUGGGCCAACCCAGCUCUCCUCUUCCUACUUUUACCAAAUCUGAAAGGGAGGAGCUCAAAGGUGCAUUGAGUUUCAUUGCGAUAAAUCAUUUCACCACCCGCUUGGUCUCUCCAAAUACUGGACAGCAAAACCAACCUGGCAAUCAUGACUGUCUUAUCCUCUCCGAUCCCACCUGGCCCUCCUCCAAUAUGGGCCAAGCUAUAGUGCCUUGGGGGCUGCGAAAGAUCCUGAUGUGGGUGACUGAGCGAUAUGGAGGCGCUCGGCCUAUCAUUAUCACAGCAAGUGGGGUUGAUGACCAGGCUCCUAUAGAGGAUACCAUGAGACAACACUAUCUAAAAACUUACCUGCAGGAGGCUCUUAAAGCACGCCAGUUGGAUGGAGUCAACCUAUGGGGCUUCUAUGUGUGGAAGUUACAGGAUGAUCAUAUACCUCAGUAUGGUCUUUUCAGCUCAACCCACCACCAGUCGAAAGCAAAGGCCUCCAUUGACGUCUACAAACAAAUCAUUACUCGGAGCGGUUUCCCCAAAGACGCUACCUUGCACACGUGUCGCUCCAGUGAGGUCAGACCAGCGUGUUCCUUCUGCGUGUGGGUGUCCAAGAACAAGGCGCUGACGGUCUUUGGCUGCUGCCUCAUGCUCACAGCUGUCAUCUUCACUGCACUGGUCUUCUCCACCGUCAUCACCAGGAGAAAUUACAUGAAGGGUCGAAAGAGCAGAGUGAAUAUUAUGAGCAGGAGAAGAAGAGGGAGGGGCAGUAGUCUGCUCAUGUAGGCCUGUUGUCAAGCAUUAAACACUGGGCAUACUUAUACCGUACAUUGAUGGAGGGGCUUUAAAAUGGGUCCUUCGGGGUCUGCAAAAAAAAAAAUAGCAAAUCGCAUAUAUGCCGGCGGAUCCUGAUAUUGUCCAAUUUUCUGAGAGAAUAAAGGCAUAUUUCCACAAUGAAAGGCA
Molecule: messenger RNA, 3282 nt
Organism: Hippocampus zosterae (dwarf seahorse)
Lineage: Eukaryota; Metazoa; Chordata; Actinopteri; Syngnathiformes; Syngnathidae
Gene: klb
Product: klotho beta
Exons: 6
Coding region: 1-3105 (1034 amino acids)
Biological process (GO): fibroblast growth factor receptor signaling pathway; carbohydrate metabolic process
Molecular function (GO): hydrolase activity, hydrolyzing O-glycosyl compounds; fibroblast growth factor binding; fibroblast growth factor receptor binding
Source: RefSeq, a predicted model, not a curated record